CUUAAACAUAACUCUGAUUUCAAAAGUGCCAUGCUAUUUAGUUUAAGGUUAUCUCGUAAAAGAUUACAGUUUUUCGUUUCUUCUCCCAACGCCAAUUCUUCUUUCGCUUUGGCUUCGUAACAAGUUGUUACAGUUACUUUGCUCGUCUUCUCUCAAUUCGUGGUUCUUUUUCUGAGUAAUAUUGAUAGUGUAUUUCUCCUUCUUCAGGUUAAUUUGUUUUAACUGGAGGGAGUGUUGGAUUCCUUUUACCUAGGAAUACUGCAACACUGAGCACUGGUGUGCUCUUUGGUGGUGAUUUACUGUUCCUCAGUACCCAUAGCUUGAAGGUUCCAAAGGCAAGGAAAAUCAAGUUUACCAUUUAUUCUAGGACAAGAAGAUAGGAUACUGAUUGCUGAAGAAGAGGUACUUCAACACGUUAUAUUUGGUUGAGAAACUACUGUUACAGAAUAUGAAAGUGGAAGAGGUGAAUCGAUGUCAAAUUCAAGAGUGGUAUCCAAAGUUCAAAUCUGUAUCCAUCAAGACUGUAAUUCAUCAACUCCCCGAGUCAUUUAUUCAGUACCUUCUUGACGACUCAGGGCCCUUCCUCUUACCUGCUUCUGUCUUAAAUGAAGAUGCAUUACCCAAUAGAAUUCAUAAUCCAAUUGAGGAAGAAGAUUUUCAGGUUUCAGAGGGAUCUGGGGACGAAGCAGAAGAUUCUCCACAACCUUCUUUUCCAGAACUUGAAUUGAAAAUUAAGGAAUCUAUUGAGUCCCUUGGGGGUGCAGUCUUUCCCAAGCUGAAUUGGAGUGCUCCAAAAGAUUCAGCAUGGAUAAGUACUGCUGGUAGCCUUCGGUGCACCAGUUUCAGUGAGAUUGCCCUUUUAUUUCGAGCAUCUGACUCAUUGGUCCAUGACUUGUGCCAUGCGUAUGAUUCAUGCCAGGAUAAAUCUUCAACUAGGCCCCAUAAUUUCUUUCUUGCACUCCAUAAAUGGUAUCCAUCCCUUCAGCCAGACAUGGAAUUUCGAUGUUUCAUACGAGAUCAGAAGUUAAUUGGAAUUUCUCAACGUGAGGUUACUACUUUUUAUCCUAUUUUGCUUGAAAAGAAGAAUGAUCUCCUUUCAUUGAUACUAGCAUUCUUUAACAAUUACGUGAGGGCUAAAUUUGAGUCAGAAAACUAUACAUUUGAUGUUUAUAUCACAAAGGAUGAGAGAGUUAAGAUUGUGGAUUUCAACACUUGGGGUGCCUUUACAUUGUCCUUGUUGUUUGCAUGGGAUGAAUUAGAGCGUAUUUACAGUGAAGGAAAUGAUGUGGAGUUUAGAAUUGUGGAAGAUCGUUGUGCUGUUAGGCCAGGCCUUAAAACAGCAGUGCCUUUUGAUUACUUGGAUACGAGUGAGGGCAGUGGUUGGGAUCAAUUUCUAAGGAGUGCAGAUGAAGAGUUCAGACAACAAUUUGCAGAAGCUGGUGCAUGAUAAUCAACUGCUGUUUCUCUAAAUUAUCACUUAAGGUAGCAAAUAAAAAGAAGUAGCUUUUUAAUUGAUAUUUUGAGUUUUUUGACAAAGAGGAAAACUCUUUUGAAAGCAUUAUCGCAUGGAGGAGGCGAAUUUCUGGUUUAACAUAAAUCUUAGUCCUUAUGAUUAUUAAGUUUAUUUUGGUGGACUUCAAACAUAAGAUAUUUUUAAUUGAAGUUUUUCUGUUGGUCAUUGUAAGCUGUUACCAAUUUCAGGCCUUCGGAUAAUUAUGUGUUGAAACUCAGAGGCACACGAACAUCUGUAGUGACAAAUGUGUGCUAUGGUGCUUACUUUGUACCUAAGUAUUUUUGAGAAAAUUUAUCAUGUGUUGGGUGUAUUUUUUAUACGAAGAAAUGAGUUGCUUCUAUAUGUUUGUA
This is a messenger RNA of Vigna angularis (adzuki bean), 1863 nucleotides long. RefSeq lists its product as uncharacterized. Gene Ontology annotation, cellular component: cytoplasm. The coding region runs from base 449 to 1447 and encodes 332 amino acids. Lineage: Eukaryota; Viridiplantae; Streptophyta; Magnoliopsida; Fabales; Fabaceae. The record is from RefSeq and is a predicted model, not a curated record. The transcript has 3 exons.